AUGCGAAGGUCUGCAAGGAUUUCUGCUAAGUCUCGCGGCAAGCGAGCGAAUGCGACUGCCCACGGUACUUCGGAACCUCUGAAUGCGACCGCGCGAACCAGUGGCGACGACGAGGCUAAGCGGCUGACGCGCAAGCAACGCCGGAGACAAGAGGAACCUGACAGUCACGAAACACAGGAGAGAAAUCCUCUGCAGACCGGGGACGCGAUUGCGAAGCCGUCACAGCCCACGAAGUCUCCUGCGACCGGGCGCCUGUGUCAGCAGCCUGCUAGAACGUCUGAAACCGCUCGACUUUCUUCAAGGCCCGCCGACGUCUGCUCUAUCAUCCCAAUCAACCGCCUUCCCGACGAGAUCCUCUCCGAGAUCUUUUUGUGGCUGCUCUGCAUCAUUCUCAGCGGUCCUUACGCUCAUAACCCGUCACCCAUGCUGGAUCGUACUAUCACAAGUGUCUGCAAGACCUGGCGGCGCGUUGCGUACGCGACUCCUCGACUCUGGGUCUAUAUCAACGUCAGUUGGCGUGGACAGCCGCACAAGUAUCUGCAGCGAUAUCUUCCACUCUCUGGUUCUUGCCCACUUCAGAUUAGCUCCUCAGUACACGCCGAACCGCUCCCCCACUUCAUGUCAAUGAUUCGGGAUUACAGCUCACAGUGGGAAACUCUGAGACUAUGGGGAUACGGCAGGAACUUCGAUGAGGUAGACGCUGUUGCGACACCGCUGCUGAAGUUCCUCUGGAUUGUGCAGAUGGCGUCGAAUAAUGGAGACAAUCGAUGCUCUCUCCGCUGGCUGGCCGAUGCGCCGCGGUUGACGCGGCUGCGCAUCCAUGCACAGACUAUAGGGCCCAAAUUCACCCUCACACUCCCACCGACGGCUCCCCUGACAUCCCUACAUCUGGACUUCACCAUUCUCUCCAUAUCGACCAUACUCGCACCUCUUCGCCAAUGCCGCAUGGCUUUGGAGGAUCUCAGGUUGACCAUCUGCGACCUGCAGCCGGAUGAAGUGCCGCCGGCGGACGUCCCCAUUGUCUUUCCCGCCCUCAGAGCCCUUUAUCUAUACAGGAAAACGUGCAGAUUUCUGAAGCUUAUCACAACACCCAUACUCGAAACGUUACUCCUUCAAGGACCCGGCGAUCACGCACCCGCGACUCUCCUGGCCUACCUGACUCGGGUCCCAUCGGUGGCAACGCAUCUGCGCAAAAUGUACUUCAGAAGUUGCUUUACGUCUCCCAGCGUCUACGCAACCCUGCUGCAAUGCUUCGAGCGCCUUGAACAAGUCGAGGUUCUCCGAUUCCAAUCAUAUUCGCCUGGCGACUGCAGGAUGAUAUCACUUCUCCAAAGUCAUGACCAGGGACGUCCGGCCCUCCUUCCCAAACUCAAGCUAGCGAUCUUUGGUAGCAGCAUCGCGAGGUCGGAGCAGUUCGAUGACCUCCGAAGGCAUGGGAUGGUAUGUGGGACGCGCGUAGAGGAGAUCCGCGCUGUAGAGGAUGGAUUGGGUGAACUAGACGACCUUGAGAUGCGUUACCGAAGGGGCGCCAGUCAAGCUCGAUGA
This is a messenger RNA of Schizophyllum commune H4-8, 1545 nucleotides long. RefSeq lists its product as uncharacterized. Lineage: Eukaryota; Fungi; Basidiomycota; Agaricomycetes; Agaricales; Schizophyllaceae. The record is from RefSeq and is a predicted model, not a curated record. The coding region runs from base 1 to 1545 and encodes 514 amino acids. The transcript is spliced from 3 exons.